Tympanuchus pallidicinctus (lesser prairie-chicken) is the source of this 855-nucleotide messenger RNA. RefSeq names its product rho GTPase-activating protein 32-like. Gene Ontology annotation, cellular component: cell cortex; actin cytoskeleton; fibrillar center. The coding region runs from base 1 to 855 and encodes 284 amino acids. The transcript has 4 exons. NCBI's taxonomy places the organism in Eukaryota, Metazoa, Chordata, Aves, Galliformes, Phasianidae. Gene Ontology annotation, biological process: small GTPase-mediated signal transduction. The record is from RefSeq and is a predicted model, not a curated record. Gene Ontology annotation, molecular function: GTPase activator activity.
AUGUGCAAGCCCAAACUUGACAAGGAGACAAACGUCACUCUCAUUAUGAUGUUUUGCAAGCAGGUGAAGCUUGGUGAAAGGCACAGCUCUCUCUCAGGGCCCCAGUCUGUGCGGACCUCUUACCCUGCCACAGAGCUUCUCAGCCUGGAGGAGGCGCAGGCACGGAGGCGAGGCCACAGCAGCUCUCCUGUCGUUGUGACAGAGAGCAGUGACAUAGAGGUGGAAGAAGGCCCCACAACUGUACGGGGGAAAUUCCACACAGUCAUCGACUUUCCAUCUGAAAGACCAAGUCCACCCAGCAAGAUAAAGGAAUCACCAGCUGGCUGUUGGUGUUCCUGCUUCAGCCUGGGGAAACCAUCGUCUGGGGCCAAACGCCAACUGCAGUGCAAUGCCAGGGAGCCCUCAGAAACAGACAUUGUAGUCCUGGCAGGUGAUUCGAGCUCUUGUCAACUGAGCAGAGUUGGAGCAAGUAGCGAUGCUGGGCUGUGUGCUUCCACCAAUGGAGAGCUCGCAGGAAGCACAAAUGGCUGCGGUUCAGCUGACAGCCUGCCACAUAACAACAGUGAUGGACACGAGCAGCUCAUCCAAGUUCAAGCCCUCAUUUCUCCCGGCUCUGCUGAAGAUGCUGACCUGAGCCUGCCAGACACCACAGGCAGCCUGGACUGUGACCCGGUGCCUCUGCAGUGCAGCCCAGCCCAAGCAGAGCCCGAGUGCUCCGACAGCAGCACCGCCUUUGAGGAGAAGGUCAGCAUCAGCGAGGAGCAGCAGAGCCUCUUGGAGGGGGACUUGGAAUCCAGCCUCCAGUCCCAGGCACCGGACAUCAACAUUGACAGCUCUGAGCCACUCUCUCUGUGA